Molecule: messenger RNA, 2094 nt
Organism: Oryza brachyantha (malo sina)
Lineage: Eukaryota; Viridiplantae; Streptophyta; Magnoliopsida; Poales; Poaceae
Exons: 18
Coding region: 51-1886 (611 amino acids)
Cellular component (GO): nucleus
Molecular function (GO): mRNA binding
Source: RefSeq, a predicted model, not a curated record
UUUGGAGAGGGAAAAAAAAUCGGCUGACCCCGCGAACUACUCCGUCCACGAUGGAGAGGAGGGCGGCGGCGCGUGGCGGCGACUACGACGAGCAAGAUCGCCGUGUGAAGGGCACCGAGGUGUUCGUCGGAGGGUUGCCGCGGUCGGUGACGGAGCGGGCACUCCGGGAGUUAUUUUCUCCUUGUGGAGAGAUUGUGGACUUGCGGAUAAUGAAAGAUCAGAGGGGCAUUUCAAAGGGAUAUGGUUUUGUACGAUUUGCAGAGAGGGAGUGUGCUUAUAUUGCUAAAAGGCAAAAAAAUGGUUUUGAGCUUCAAGGAAAGAGACUUGCUGUUGAUCUUUCAUUGGAUCAAGACACACUCUUCUUUGGGAAUCUUAGGAAAGAAUGGAGUAUAGAAGAAUUUGAGGAAUUGAUUCACAAGACAUUAAAAGAUGUUGUUUCCGUUGACCUUGCGAUGGCUCGAAACCAUGAUUCUUCAAGUGGGAAAAGACGUCUAAACCGAGGCUUUGCAUUUGUGCGGUUUUCUUCUCAUGCAGCUGCAGCACACGUACUUCGCAUUGGUUCCAGAACAGAUUUUCUGCUUGGUGGAUUGCAUCCUGAAAUAAAUUGGGCUGAUAAAGAGUCUCAUGUGGAUGAUGAGGAAAUGGCCAAGGUUAAGACAGCUUUCGUUGGGAAUUUACCAGCAAAUGUUACUGAGGAGUAUCUGAUAAAGCUUUUUGAACAUUGCGGAGAGGUAGUACGAGUUGCGAUCUCAAGGAAAGGACAAUAUCCAGUUGGAUUUGUCCACUUUGCCUGUCGUACAGAGCUUGAUAAUGCAAUAAAAGAAAUGGAUGGCAAAACAAUAAAAGGACCUGACCGAGGACCUGCUUUUAGGAUCCAGGUCUCAGUUGCUCGUCCUGUGGUAGAGAACGAUAAAAAGAGAACUCGUGAAGAAGUGAAUACUAGAAGAUCAAAUUUAUCAAGAGACAAGAUAGAUCAUUCUUAUGGAAGACAUGGACACGAUUCAUAUGAUCGUGAAGCAAAAGCUCCAAGGCUAUAUAAUGAGGUGUCUGGUACAGACCCCUAUGAAGCAGCUGUUGUUUCACUACCUUCAGCUGUCAAGGAACUCUUGCUUCGUAUUCUACGUCUUGGAAUUGGCACUCGAUAUGACAUAGACAUUCAUUGCGUAAAGAGUCUUAACGGACUUCCUGAAAAAGCUGCAGCUGCUGUCCUUAAUCAGUUUUUGAUAUCAGGUGCAGAUAAACACAAUAAAGGAGACUAUUUUGCUUCAUUAAUUGCUAAGUACCAGGCUGAGACAUUUGGCUCAGCGCUAAUGUUGCAGGGUUUUUCUCAUUUUCCCAGAAAUCCUGAGACACAGAACACACGAUUUUCACACCAAGAUUACGAGUACACAGCUUCUGGGAGUAGCAGAUUCAACUCCUUUGUUGAUUAUCCGUACCCGUCUUAUGUGGACGAUCCAGCAUCUUCUCAGUCAAGGAAUGGAAGGUAUGCUGAAGACAGACCUGCACUUGUAAGAUAUCCAGAUUCAAGGUCACGACAAGAAGAAAUAGUUCGUAUUGAAAGAUUCCCAGAAUCAAGAUUAGCACAUGAACCAAGACAUGACACUGGAAGGCAUCUAGAUAUCGGGUACAUACAAGAACGGAGUUCGAAUAUUGACAGAUCAGCUCAAGUAGCUAUUUCAUAUAGGGAAGGAGAAUACAUAUCUGCUUCAAGGUACAACACUGAUACAGGCCCAGCAUUCAGUUCCAGGUCUUCUGCUGAAUAUUCUACUGCACGCCAACAAGUAAGGUUCGAUCCGUUCACAGGCGAAGCUUACAAGUUUGAUCCCUUCACCGGUGAGCCCAUAAGGCCAGAAUCAAACCCACGUCACUCAGGAAGCCUAUACUGACUUGAUUGAUUGAAGCUACAUUUUGGACAUGGUAGAUAGGAUUGCACACCUGCUCUUGCAUGUUGUACACUAGUGUAUUCGAUGUGUAUCCUCAGCAUUUCAAUGCUAAAUGACCAUUUUUAUGCAUGUCACUGGAUAACUAUGGUUGAUAAAGCAAUAAUAUGUUCUAUGAUUUAUGAUGCCAUCUGACAGUAUGAACCAGGGAAAA